CUCUUGCGUUUUGAACUAAAGGACACCUGUUCACGUACCUGCCACCUCAAGCUGAAAAAUGAGAUCUUAGAUAGUGGGAAUGCCACCACGUGAACAACCACAAACCACCAUCACUUUAAUGGCAAAAAUUUUACACCAAAACCACCAUCAACCUUCCGGGAAAUUUUAUCUCCGAUUACGGCCAAGGCUUGUGAAACGCCACCACCUUAGCAAUCAGCUUUCCAGGUGCCCCCCGCCUCUUUUUUCUUUCAUAGAUCCCAAAACCCUCAAAAUCAAAGGACCCAUUGAAACGAUGGCCGCUCCUUUGACAACAUCUUGGGCGGGCUCCGUGAACAUGGUGGGACUCUUAUUCAUGUUGAUCGUUUUAGGCUUUUUUUGCACAGAAUCAAGGCUAGUUUCUGGCGAUCUCGGCACAGCAAAUUCUUACGGUCCUCCUUAUAUGCCAACAAGAUGCUUUGGGAGUAGGCCAGACCAGUUCCCUCCGAUGUACCUUUUUGUGGCGGUGAGUGAAGGGUUGUGGGACGGUGGUUCUGCGUGUGGAAGGCUCUAUAAAAUUAGGUGCCUGAGUGGACCUAAUAUGCCCUGCAAGGAUGGUGCUACUGUGGAGGUGAAGGUGGUGGAUCUUUGCCGUCAAUCUCCUUGCCCUUCUACUAUAGCCAUGUCAACCUAUGCUUUUGCAGCCAUCUCAAACUCAUCUUCUACACGAAUCAACAUCGAAUAUGUCCAGAUAUGAAAUCAGCUGAACCCGAUCUAUGCUGAUCACAUACAGCUGAGGAUAUUUCGCAAAGAACUCUCUCCAGCGGCCAACGCUUCUAAAUCUUAAAACUUAGCUCUCAGCCUUCAACUGUAUUAUUUAAUAAUGGUCGAUAAUACUUUCAACUGUAUUAUCUCAUACUUCAACUGUAUUAAAUAGGAUGUUUUUUCGUAUGUUUAAUCUUUAUUGUUGCCUUGUUGGUACUGAAAUCUAUUAAAAUUGAAGUGGUUUUUCUAGAAUGACUUCCCACAUA
Pyrus x bretschneideri (Chinese white pear) is the source of this 1007-nucleotide messenger RNA. Its product is annotated as EG45-like domain containing protein. The coding region runs from base 80 to 733 and encodes 217 amino acids. The transcript is spliced from 4 exons. NCBI's taxonomy places the organism in Eukaryota, Viridiplantae, Streptophyta, Magnoliopsida, Rosales, Rosaceae. The record is from RefSeq and is a predicted model, not a curated record.